AUGGAUGUUGAAGUUGUUGAAGUUGAUGGGGGUAAGAGAGAAAACAAUGGGAGAGCAAAUAUUUCAACUAAUACGGGUGAAAAACUGGGAAGAGCUGGAAUCUCUUUUGACAGAGAGGCUCUCAAUCAGGACGAUGAUGAAUAUACAAAACCAUAUGUUGGUAUGGAGUUCGAAUCUGAAGAAGCUGCCAAGACAUUAUACGAUACAUAUGCCAGGCAUGUGGGUUUUAGCACCAAUGUUGGUCAGUACAGCCGUAACAAGCUUGAUGGGCCAAUCAUUACUUGGGAUUUUGCAUGUUCCAGAGAGAUUUUUAAAAGGAAGAAUGUUGAAAGCUGCAAUGCUAUGCUUAGGAUAGAGAGAAAGGAUCAAGACAGUUGGGUUGUGACAAAAUUUGUGGAGGAUCAUAACCAUUCUACAAGUAUUAGCAAGGUUCAUUACCUUUGA
Molecule: messenger RNA, 444 nt
Organism: Camellia sinensis
Lineage: Eukaryota; Viridiplantae; Streptophyta; Magnoliopsida; Ericales; Theaceae
Source: RefSeq, a predicted model, not a curated record